UGGAGGGUGGGAUCCCAGGCGGGAUGGGUCCCCCGAGGCUGAAGUGACCGUGGCAAACGGCAGGAAAUUCCAAGUCAGAAAAUGAUGCUGUUAUUAGCAGUGGGUUUGUAAAGAGGGAGAAAAUCUGCUUGUGUCUGCGGCUCUGGAAUUCCUGCCUCGGGAGCUCCCGAUCCAGGGUUGUGUUUGUAAUGGGAUGGGUGUUGGGUGGGAACAGGGCAGGACCCUGAAGCAGGAGGUGCUGGUUGAGCCCCGGUCCUGCCCCUGGCCGAGGACUUGGAGGGCGACCAGGAGAGGUCAGGGCUUUUCCAUGUGGAUUUGCAUUGUCCUGGUGCAGCUGGGGAGGGAAGGGGCUGAGCGACCUGCUCGAGAUGCUCUUCUCUGGCUGGUGUGGGCACCAUGGGGUUGCUGUGCCUGGUGCAGGCUGAGCCUUCCUCCCCAUCCUCAUCUCUAUCUCUGUAUCCACAAUCCCAUCCCCUCCCCAUUCCUAUCCACAUCCCUAUCUUCAUCCUCAACCCCAUCCCUAUCCCCAUCUCCAUCCCCAUCCCCAUUCCCACACCCCAGCUGCCCUGGUGCGGGUCUGGCUGCAUCCCAUCAGCACACACGGAGCCCCAGCUCUGCCAGGCGGGACUGUUUCUCUGUCAGGACCUCAGCGAGCUGCCGAUGCUUCUCUUGGAGACGGGACCGGGGUUGUGGCUUUGUGAGCCACCAAAAAUAGGUUUUGUUUUGUUGCUUUUGGGCUCAAAGCGCGUUUUCUCUGCUCAGCCUCCAGGAGCACUGCCAGCCCUUGGGAUUCCUGUUUCUCCAGGAAAAGCCCACAGGAGCUGGCAGGGACCGAGGUGCUGGGGAAGGGGAACCUCUCCAGCCUGGCGGGUGCCCAUGGAAGCCAGUUUCCCAGUUGGAGCCUGAGCUUACCCCUCACCUCUCCCCAUGCCCAGGUGGCCGGCGGAGCAGCAUGCCUUCCUCCUGACCCCGCGCCGGCAGGAAGAGGUCCCGGAGCGAUGUCCUCUACGCGCGGCAAUGGGGAGCACUGGAAGUCCCUGGAGUCGGUGGGCAUCAGCCGCAAGGAGCUGGCGCUGGCCGAGGCGCUGCAGAUGGAAUACGAUGCGUUAUCCCGCCUGCGGCAGGACAAGGAGGAGAGCCGGGCCCGGCAGCGCGGGGACCAGCCCCUCAUCUCCUGGGACGAGCCCGCGGACAGGAGCGGCUGCGCUGGCAUCAAGGCAGCGCGGGGCCUCUCCGGCUCCGACCCCCUGCUCAGCUACAACGUCCCCCUGGUACCCGACGGUGCCCCCGUGCCCGGAGCGCCCCCCGCCGGCCCCAGCCCCCCCCCGCUGGACCCGCAGCCCUGGCUGAAGGGGCCCCUGGCUGGGGAGUACCUGUACAUCCUGGAGGGAACGGGGGGGGACUUCCUCGGGGAGCCCCUCAACGGCACCGAGCCCCACAGCGGCACCUCCCCAAAACAGCUCUCGCCGCCGCCUCUGCCCCCCCGGCACCUGCUGUGGAGCUCCCCCGAGGGCACCCAGCGCUCAGGGAAGGGGUCCCCCCCGCCCUCCACCAAGGGACCGCAGCCCAGAGACAUCAACACGUUCUCGGCGGUGCAGGAGCGCGCGCACGGGAAGCUGCUCGGGCGCCGCAUCUCGGAGGAGGACCCGUACGGCAUCAGCGAUGCCAUCACCUGCCUCAACCUCAAGGCCACCUACGAGUCGGAGGUGCUGCGGGAGGCCGCCCGCGGCUGGAAGGAGGGCAGGGGCAUCUUUGAGAAGGAGCUGAGCGGGAAGCCGGUGGCGCGCAGCAAGACCAUGCCCCCGCAGGUGCCCCCGCGGACGUACGCUCCCCGCUUCGGCAGCAGGAAGAACCUGGCGCCCAACAAGAACCGCAGGGUCUCCAGCGAGCCGGUUGCCCCCCGGCCGCACUCCUUCGCCAAUGGCUACGAGCUCUUCGAGGUCUCGGAGGAGCGGGACGAGGAGGUGGCUGCGUUCUGCCACAUGCUGGAUGUGCUGCGCUCCAGCUACAGCACCAAGGACUAUUCCCUGACGGGCCUGGUGUGGAGCGCUGUGAACCUCAGCCCCGAGCAGCUCGGCCAUGGCGUGAGCCUGAAGGUGACAGUGGUGUGUGACAGCCUGCGGGAGCCCCUCACCUUCACCUGCGACUGCUCCUCCACCGUGGACCUGCUCAUCUACCAGGCGCUGUGCUACACGCACGACGAGCUGCACAGCGUCGAUGUCGAGGACUUCGUGCUCAAGAUCUGCGGCUUGGAGGAGUUCCUGCAGAACAAGCACGCGCUGGGCAGCCACGAGUACAUCCAGCACUGCAGGAAGUUCGACAUGGACAUCAACCUGCAGCUGAUGAAGAGGAAGGGGCUGCGCAGCGACCUGGCCCGGACGGCAAGUGAUGACCAGAGCCCGUCCACCCUCAACCACUACAUCCACCUGCAGGAGAGGCCCAUCAAACAGACCAUCAGCAGGCAGGCGCUGAGCCUCCUCUUUGACACCUUCCACAACGAGGUGGAUGCUUUCCUGGCAGCUGAGGGAGACUUCCCGCUGAAGGCAGAACGGGUGAUCCAGUCGGUCAUGGCCAUCUGCAAUGCCCUGGCUGCCGUGGAAUCCCAGGAGAUCACAGCAGCCCUCAACCAGAUGCCCCCCUGCCCUUCCCGCAUGCAGCCCAAGAUCCAGAAGGAUCCAAGUGUUCUGGCCAAGAGGGAAAAUCGAGAGAGGAUCGUGGAGAGCCUGACGGCCGCCAUCCUCAACCUGGUGGAGCUCUACUGCAGCACCUUCAACGCGGACUUCCAGCCGGCGGUGCAGGGCAGCCGGGAGCACGGCGCGGCGCGGGAGGCUCGCCUGCUCUCCUGCCCGCUCGCCUUCACCGUCUACGCCACCCACCGCAUCCCCAUCACCUGGGCUGCCAGCUAUGAAGAUUUCUACCUCUCCUGCUCCCUCAGCCACGGUGGCAAGGAGCUGUGCAGCCCCCUGCUCACCAAGAAGGCCAACGUCUACAAAUACCUCUUCCACCUCAUCAUAUGGGACCAGCAGAUCUGCUUCCCGGUCCAGGUGAACCGGCUGCCGCGGGAGACGCUGCUCAGCCUCACGCUCUUCGCCGUGCCCGUCCCACCCCCGGGGGGCUCCUCCGACACCAACAAGCAGCGGCGCGUCCCCGAGGCGCUGGGCUGGGUGACCACCCCACUCUUCAACUUCAGGCAGGUCCUGACCUGCGGGAGGAAGCUCCUGGGCUUGUGGCCGGCGACCCAGGACAACUCCAGAGCCAGGUCCAGCGCCCCCAACUUCAACCAGCCCGACAGCGUCAUCCUGCAGAUCGACUUCCCCACCUCUGCCUUCGAGGUGAAGUUCACCAGCCCGCCGGCGGCUGAGCUCAGCCCCAGGUACGAGUUCGGCAGCCUGGGGGAGGAGGAUCAGCGCCAGCUGCGGGAGGCCAUGCAGAAGAAAUCUCUCUACUGGCUGAUGGACAUGGACCGCAAGCGGCUGUGGGAGAAGCGGUCCCAUUGCCACGCGGCGCCCGGCGCCCUGCCCAUGCUGCUGGCCAGCGCGCCCAGCUGGGAGUGGGGCUGCCUGCCCGACAUCUACGCCCUGCUCAGCCAGUGGACCUACAUGAGCCACCAGGAUGCCCUGGGGCUCCUGCACGCCACGUUCCCGGACCAGGAGGUGAGGAGGACGGCUGUGCAGUGGAUUGACUCCAUCUCCGACACGGAGCUGCUGGACUACCUGCCCCAGUUGGUCCAGGCCCUGAAGUAUGAGUGCUACCUGGACAGCCCGCUGGUGCGCUUCCUCAUGAAGCGGGCGAUCUGCGACCUGAAGAUCACCCACUACUUCUUCUGGCUGCUGAAGGACGGCCUCAAGGACUCGCAGUUCAGCAUCCGGUACCAGUACCUGCUGGCGGCUCUGCUGUGCUGCUGCGGGAAGGGGCUGCGGGAGGAGUUUGACCGGCAGUGCCUGCUCGUCAGCACGCUGGCCAGGCUGGCCCAGCAAGUGCGGGACGCGGCGCCAUCCGCACGGCAGGGCAUCCUCCGUGAGGGGCUGGAGGACGUGACGCAGUUCUUCAAGGCACACGGGUCGUGCCGGCUGCCGCUCAGCCCCAGCCUGCUGGUGAAGGGGAUCGUGCCCCGGGACUGCUCCUACUUCAACUCCAACGCUGUCCCCCUCAAGCUCUCCUUCCAGAACGUUGAUCCCCUGGGGGAAAACAUCCGCGUCAUCUUCAAGUGCGGGGAUGACCUGCGGCAGGACAUGCUGACGCUGCAGAUGAUCCGGAUCAUGAACAAGAUCUGGGUGCAGGAGGGGCUGGACAUGCGCAUGGUCAUCUUCCGCUGCUUCUCCACUGGCCGUGGACGAGGCAUGGUGGAGAUGAUCCCCAACGCCGAGACCCUGCGCAAGAUCCAGGUGGAGCAUGGCGUGACCGGCUCCUUCAAAGACCGGCCGCUGGCAGACUGGCUGCAGAAGCACAACCCUGGGGAGGAUGAGUACGAGAAGGCAGUGGAGAACUUCAUCUACUCCUGCGCCGGCUGCUGCGUGGCCACCUACGUGCUGGGGAUCUGCGACCGGCACAACGACAACAUCAUGCUCAAGACCACGGGGCACAUGUUCCACAUCGACUUCGGCAGGUUCCUGGGCCACGCGCAGAUGUUCGGCAACAUCAAGAGGGACCGGGCACCGUUUGUCUUCACUUCGGACAUGGCGUACGUCAUCAACGGCGGGGACAAACCCUCCAGUCGCUUCCAUGACUUCGUCGACCUGUGCUGCCAAGCCUACAACCUGAUCCGCAAGCACACCCACCUCUUCCUGAACCUGCUGGGGCUGAUGCUGUCCUGUGGCAUCCCCGAGCUCUCCGACCUGGAGGACCUCAAGUACGUCUACGAUGCCCUGAGGCCACAGGACUCUGACGCUGAUGCCACCACGUACUUCACCAGGUUGAUCGAGUCGAGCCUGGGCAGCGUGGCCACCAAGCUCAACUUCUUCAUCCACAACCUGGCGCAGAUGAAGUUCACGGGCUCUGAUGCCCGCCCGACCCUCUCCUUCGCCCCCCGCACCCACACCAUCAAGACAUCCGGCCGGAUCCGCGACGUCUUCCUCUGCCGCCAUGAGCGGGUCUUCAACCCCAGCAAGGGCUACACCUACGUGGUGAAGGUGCAGCGGGAGGGCCCAGGCGAGGUGACCUUCGUGCAGCGGAGCUUUGAGGAGUUCCAGGAGCUGCACAACAAGCUGCGCCUCCUCUUCCCCUCCUCGCUGCUGCCCAGCUUCCCCAGCAGGUUCCUCAUCGGGCGGUCGCGGGGCGAAGCGGCGGCCGAGCGGCGGAAGGAGGAGCUGAACGGGUACAUCUGGCACCUCAUCCACGCCGCGCCCGAGGUGGCAGAGUGUGAUCUCAUCUACACCUUCUUCCACCCCCUGCCACGGGACGAGAAGGCGGCCGGCACCAACCCGACCCCGAAGGCAGCGGAUGCCACCUGGGCUCGGCCCCUGGGGAAGGUCGGUGGCGAGGUGAAGCUCUCCAUCUCCUACAAGAACAACAAGCUCUUCAUCAUGGUGAUGCACAUCAGGGGGCUGCCACCAUUGCAGGAUGGCAAUGACCCUGACCCCUACGUCAAGACCUACCUGCUGCCCGACCCCCAGAAAACAACCAAGAGGAAAACCAAAGUGGCCCGAAAAACCUGCAACCCCACCUACAAUGAGAUGCUGGUCUAUGACGGGAUCCCGCGGGGGGACCUGCAGCAGCGGGAGCUGCGCCUGAGCGUGCUGAGCGAGGAAGGCUUCUGGGAGAACAUCCUGCUCGGGGAGGUCGGCAUCCGCCUGCGGGACCUCGACCUGGCGCAGGAGAAGAUGGGCUGGUUCGCCCUGGGGUCCCGCGGCCACGGCACCCUCUGAGGGGCCAGCACUGGGGCUGGGGACCCCGCGGCUCUGCUCAGCCCGGGAUGUGCCUGUGGGGACCGGGCACCGAUGGGUGCUGCUGCGGGCGGCUUCUCUUUGAAGUUUACCUUGUGUCAAGGGAGCAACGCGGGGCGGGAGGAGGGAGGACCGCGGGGACGGGAGGACUCUUCCUUUGGGAUAUCUGCAUUGGAGCUGUUUUCUAAGUAACGAGAAGCGUGAGGCCGGGCACCGGGUGGGGAGGAGAGGGGAGGCGCGGGGAGGGUCAGAGCUCGGGGUACAGCUCCAGCCAGGGCAUUCCCAUCUGGGGACGUCGCUCCCAAAGGUAAGCGGUGUGCUGGGGCUGGGCACGGGGCCGGUCCCAUGGGGCUGACCCCCAGUGCCAUGGGGACAGCCGGCGCCCUGCCCGUGCCCAUGCUGGUGGGACACCCAUCAUCACCCAGCUCACCCUCCAUCCGUCUCCCGUCCUCCCUGCGGCCCCGGGGCCGAGGCUGCUGCGCCGGGGCGGGUUUGGUGCCUGUGGUGCUUUGUUUACAGCAGGAGCUCCGUAAACGGAUGAAAAGUUUCUCAGGAUCGAGAAGAAUGAACUGAACCUUUAUAUUAAAAGUUUUAACU
Neopsephotus bourkii (Bourke's parrot) is the source of this 6479-nucleotide messenger RNA. RefSeq names its product phosphatidylinositol-4-phosphate 3-kinase catalytic subunit type 2 beta (gene PIK3C2B). NCBI's taxonomy places the organism in Eukaryota, Metazoa, Chordata, Aves, Psittaciformes, Psittacidae. The record is from RefSeq and is a predicted model, not a curated record. Gene Ontology annotation, biological process: phosphatidylinositol-3-phosphate biosynthetic process; cell migration; phosphatidylinositol-mediated signaling. Bases 999 to 5864 code for a protein of 1621 amino acids. Gene Ontology annotation, cellular component: phosphatidylinositol 3-kinase complex; cytoplasm; plasma membrane. Gene Ontology annotation, molecular function: 1-phosphatidylinositol-3-kinase activity; phosphatidylinositol binding; 1-phosphatidylinositol-4-phosphate 3-kinase activity. The transcript has 32 exons.